Molecule: messenger RNA, 874 nt
Organism: Seminavis robusta
Lineage: Eukaryota; Bacillariophyta; Bacillariophyceae; Naviculales; Naviculaceae
Source: the annotation of a GenBank genome assembly
CUGUUUGCUCACAAUUUUUCUUGCAGCCGCAGAGCCAAGUCAUCAACCCUUCUUUCAGAAGUCAUCAAAAUCAACAUGACAUUCCAGCACAUCUGCGACGUGAACAACCAAGGCGUGGGGCUCCUGGCGGCGGGGAACGCCAAGGAUGCCCUUGUCCUAUUUGCAAGGGCCGUGGCGAUGAUUCAGCAAGACAAUUUUUGCCAAGGAUCAGAGGCUCCUUCGUUGCCUUUGUCUAUUGUCCCUUUGGAAGUGGACACAAGCUCUUCAAGCUUUGCCAUUGCCGUGCCCCAGGCCCUCCAGUGCUUUGGAACAGGCUGUAUGGCGGAAGAAGACAAACACACCUUCUGCUGCGUCCUUAACUUCAACACAGCACUGGCACUUCAGUACCAGUUUGGAUCUUCCUCGUCAAGCAAACUCGAAGUGGGGAUCAAGGCCGUCCAGUGCUACAAGCGCUCCAUGAAGUACCUCAAGAUGGUUCAUUCAACGGAGGACGCUGCGCGGUUGAUUGGGCUCUCCGUUGCAGCUAUGAGCAACAUGGCGGAGAUUCUUUUUGACAUGAACCGGGUUGAAAUGUCAGCCAAACUAAUGAAAAUGGGCCAAGACCUGCUUCAGACGGAAGAGAACAUUCCUAUUGUUGACCUACGAAGCAGAGAUUGCAUUGCAUGGAAUGCGCACAUCUUCUCCCAGAGCGUACAGCUCAAAAGAGGGGCCUCUGCGGCCUAAGAAGGCAUGUUGGGAAGCAAGCAAAUGAGACCACGAACCAGUCACUUGUCAUCAGGCUUAUAAGAGACUUCCGAAGAGGUGCUACGACGCAACACACAAGUAUUUAGGUUGGCUGCAAUCGCCCCUGUACACAUAAGCAUGCAUAUCGACC